UUUAUAACAUUUGUUUACGUUCCGUUGAAACGCAUGGGUCCACAACUGGCACAAGCAGCGAUGAUUUAGCAUAAUUUGCAUCAAUUCCUCUCUAGUUUUUAAUGAGACAAUGAAAUAAUUAUCGUAAAUCUUGGAAAUGGCGUCCCGACGGAAAGCAGAUCUACUGGAGCCAGGGGAGAUUUCAAGUGAUGGCAUUGACCGCCGAUCUACCACAAGACAUUUGGCAUCACUGGCUGUGUCCGCAGCCUGUGGCUUUGUAUUUGGAUUUGCCAUCGAAAAAGGGAAAGUUCAUGAACCAUUUGUUGUGAAAAAUCAGAUGCUGCUUUCUCAGUUUGUGAUGAUGAAAAUGUUCCUCUCUGGAGUCAUAUCAGGAAUGUUCCUGUUGUCUGUGAUGUCCAUGCUCCCCUUCACCAGACAGCAGUAUCUCUGUGCCAAGUCUGCUUUUGUGAGAGGCCUCAAAGGCAAGGGGUUCCUGGCUGUUUGUGUUGGCGGAGCCUUGUUAGGGUCAGGCAUGGCCAUUGCUGGAAGUUGUCCUGGAGUAGUCCUUGCUCAAGUUGGAUCAGGAACUCAGAAUUCAGUAUAUACCCUUCUGGGAGCAUUGUUUGGUACACUGCUGUAUGGGAUAUUAGAACCAGUGGUCACAGAUCUGACCAAACCUGAACAAGCAAUAAGAUAUCAAUUUUUGUACAAUGUUUAUGGAUCUCCAUUCUUUGUGAUGGCCUUGCCUACUGCAGCAAUACUCUCAUUGGUUGUUUUCACUUUGGAGCUCGCUUAUCCUUGGGAAGAGGAAAUCAGUAUUACAGAUUCUGUCUAUGAAUCAAGUAGCUGGAUUGCCUCCCCUGCCUGGCCUCCAUAUUUGUCUGGUGUUGUUGUGGGGACCUUACAAAUUCCUCUUGUUCUGUUUGUUGGUGACACUUUAGGUGCCAGCAGUAGUUUCUGUACAAUCACCUCCCAGGUUUUCCUUCACAAGUCUUCAAAGAGAUUGUCUCCAUAUCUCCUCAAAUUCCAAACAGGCUUUUCUAACUGGUGGCAGGUAACAUUCAUGUCAGGCUCUGUAUUUGGGGCUUUCUCUUCCUCCAUACUCUCAGGCAGCUAUGGGACGGUCACUGGGGGAUCUGUCACUCAGUCGUUUGUUGGAGGAGCUAUGAUUAUAUUUGGGGCACGAUUAGCGGGAGGAUGCACAAGUGGACAUGGGUUGUCUGGGAUGGGUUUGUUAAAUCUGCUGUCUAUCAGUACAAUGGCGGCCAUGUUUGUUGGAGGAGCCCUUACCGCCCAGAUACUGCAGUGGAUUGGUUAGAAUAUUAAACCAAAUACAUUGUAUGUUGUUGACAGACAUUUAACAUUAUAAUUGUCUAACGGUACAAUCGCAGCAUUGUUUGUUACUGCCCAUGUCCUGCAUUAGAUCGUUGGUUAAGGAGAAUAAGCCAAAUUAAUACAUUUUUUAAAUGUUGUUGACGAUGUUUGACAUUUACUUAUACUG
Molecule: messenger RNA, 1480 nt
Organism: Saccostrea cuccullata (small rock oyster)
Lineage: Eukaryota; Metazoa; Mollusca; Bivalvia; Ostreida; Ostreidae
Product: thiosulfate transporter TsuA-like
Exons: 10
Coding region: 137-1297 (386 amino acids)
Cellular component (GO): plasma membrane
Source: RefSeq, a predicted model, not a curated record